This is a messenger RNA of Bursaphelenchus okinawaensis, 1069 nucleotides long. NCBI's taxonomy places the organism in Eukaryota, Metazoa, Nematoda, Chromadorea, Rhabditida, Aphelenchoididae. The record is from the annotation of a GenBank genome assembly.
AUGGGAGUCUUAGUCAAGCCCGAUCCUAUAUUCCCAUGCCCUGGUGCAAAAGUGUCUGGAGUAUUAAAAUAUCUUGGCGAAGAUAGUGCUAUUUGGUCGGUAAGGAAAAAAAUAAAGUCAUUUUGAUUUACGGUUAAAAAAUAUAUAUUACUAAAAACCAUUUACAGCUUUUACAUAACUAAUAUAAUAUAUGACAUUAUAUCACCAAACAAAUUUUAUCCGUUCGUAUUUAACCAUAUAUAUAAAGUUUUUUUGUUGUUAUUGAAAACAAGUCUAUAAUUUCGUAUUUCCAGGACGUAGCAAUAGUGAAUUCAGCUGGGUAUGCCAUCUCAACUCAAUGUGUUUGUAUCAUGUACCGGUUUGCGGUACUACAAGAUGAUCCUCGAUUUCUCGAGCUGAUGCUUUCUGGUACUGCAUGGUUUAUUGGGUACUUUAUUUCAGCACUAGUAACAUUUUUGACCGUUUGGAUGUUUAAAAAGGUUCAGGCUCCUCAAAGUGUAGGUAUUGAUAUCAAAAUCAAAAAAAAAAUUUUCGAAAUUUUGAAAUUUUUUUUUAAUUUUAAAUUUAAAUUUUUUAUUUUUUAAUGUUACUAAAUGUCAUAACUUACGUUCCAGACAAUCCCAACCAAGAUAUCUGAGAUGAUAAAGCAAUUUCCAGACAUGGAGAUACCCAAAGUAGAAGGCAAUUACUUUAUUUACAUGGAUUACGAUAGUGAAUAUUCAGUAUACGCUGGAGCCUUGAUUUUUAUUGGGUUUAUUGCGGCUGAGUUCUUAUCAAUUACUUCGGUUUAUCUUAUUCUAAAGCAGUUAGAAGUCAAGAAAGCCAGCUUUAGUCAAGCUACCUAUAAACUUCAUCGACAACUUACUAUCGCUUUAGGAGUUCAGGUAAGAGAAAGUUUGUUUAAUGAGUAUGUUCUAAUGCUGGCAACGGUACUGCUUCUAAUCUUGGUCUUGGUUUUGUUACUAGUAUUGGUACGCGUCUGUCUUAAUUCAAGGUUAAUCUUGGAAAUGGUGCUGGUACUUAUACUGGUACGACUACGAGUUGGCUUUGGUACUCGUCUAAUUACUAG